Molecule: messenger RNA, 4662 nt
Organism: Clarias gariepinus (North African catfish)
Lineage: Eukaryota; Metazoa; Chordata; Actinopteri; Siluriformes; Clariidae
Gene: rasa2
Product: RAS p21 protein activator 2
Exons: 24
Coding region: 103-2508 (801 amino acids)
Biological process (GO): regulation of GTPase activity
Source: RefSeq, a predicted model, not a curated record
UGUAGCUACUGUACACAUACACACACACACAUACACGCACACACGCGCACACACUCAUACACACACACACACACACUCACACUCAUACACAAAGCUUUGACCAUGGCGGAAGAAGACGACACGAAAAUCCGGAUUCUACAAAGUCUGCGAGGGAAAAUCUGUGAAGGCAGGAACCUGGGUGUGGGUUCCGGAUCGAAUCGUCUCCGAGACAUCGGUACAUUUUGCACCAUCAGCCUGGACCAGGAGGAAGUGUUCCGUACUAAAGUGUGUGAAAGAAGCCUGAGCCCGUUCUAUGGGGAGGAUUUCUACUUCGAGAUCCCCCGGCCGUUCCAGUGUCUCUCCUUCUACGUUUACGCCAAGAGUGUGUUCCAGAGGGACCUGACUGUCGGUAAGGUGGCCCUCAGGAAGGAGGAGUUGUGUAAUUACAGUGGCAAGGAGCACUGGUUCCCACUGCAACCUGUGGAUCCAAAUUCAGAGGUGCAGGGGAAGGUUCAUCUAGAGAUGAGGCUUAAUGAAGUGAUCACAGAUAACGGGCCUGUCUCUUCGCGCCUGCAGGUCAGGAUAAUCGAGUGCCAGGGUUUACCGUUAAUCGGUGGGCAGGCCUGUGACUCUUACGCUUCCGUAACACUCAUCGGCCCUGCGAGGUCUGAUCAGAGGAAGACAAAGGUGAAGAAGAAAACCAGUGACCCUCACUUUGAUGAGACGAUUUAUUUUGAGGUUUCCAGGCCAAGCAACUACAACAGGAAGAACUUCCAGGUAGAAGAUGAGGAUAUUGAGAAACUAGAGAUCAAGGUGGAGUUAUGGAAUAACGGGAAUCUGGCUCAGGAUGUUUUUCUGGGUGAAACGAGAGUGUCGCUGAAGAUCCUGAGAAAUGACGUCAUACACAAAGCUUGGUAUCUCCUCCAGCCAAGAGGUAAUGGUGUGAAGUGUAAGCCUGAUGAUCUUGGCUCCUUGCGUUUGAACGUGUGUUACACUGAGGACAACGUGCUGCCAUCAAACAGCUACAUUAACCUGAGAAACCUACUGCUCAAAUCACCUGAUGUACAGCCAAUCUCAGCAUCAGCUGCUCAUAUUCUGGGGGACGUGUGUAGAGAUCGAUCUGAAGCCUCGUUGCCUGUAGUGCGCCUUUUACUUCAUCACAACCGACUGCUGCCUUUUCUUAUGGCUAUUGCUGCCUUAGAGCUGGAGAACACACAAGAGGCCAACACCAUCUUCCGUGGAAAUUCUCUGGCCACACGAUGUAUCGAUGAUAUGAUGAAGAUGGUCGGGCGAAAUUAUCUGAACAUCACACUGAAGCCUGUGUUAGAUGAGAUUUGCGAAUCCAAUAAAACCUGUGAAAUUGAUCCAAUCAAACUGAAGGAAGGAGAUAAUGUUGAGGUCAACAAGGAAAAUCUGCAGGUUUAUGUUCAGAAGGUGUUCUCGUCCAUUACGGAAUCGAGUGCGAGUUGUCCGCCUCUUAUGUGUGACGUGUUCCGAUCACUACGGCAGCUCGCCUCUGACCGCUUUCCCAGUGAUCCUCAUGUUCAGUAUUCUGCUGUGAGCAGUUUUGUGUUUCUGAGGUUUUUUGCUGUUGCUGUGCUCUCACCACACACCUUCCAGCUCCGGCCUCACCACCCAGAUCCAGAAGUUUCCAGAACUCUCACACUCAUCUCCAAAACUAUCCAGACUUUGGGCAGCUGGAGCAGCCUGUCUAAAAGCAAACUGUCGAGCUUUAAAGAGACCUACAUGUGUGAUUUCUUCAAAUUAUUCCAGGAAGAUAAAUGUAUAGAGAAAGUAAAAAAGUUUUUAGAUGACAUCUCGUCCAACAUGUGUAAAGGCACCAGCGGAGCAGAAGAUUUGGUUGUGCUGAAAGAGGGAGAGGUCCACAAGCGAGCCCAAGGUAAAAAGCAUCUCAUAAGGAAGAACUUCAAGAGGCGUUGGUUGAGAGUGACCAAUCGAGAGCUGUCAUACCAUAAACAAAAAGGGAAAGAGCCACUGUGUGUAAUUCCUGUGAAGAGCAUCACAAAAGUAGAAAAGCUGGAUGAAAGCACCUUCAACCGCAAAAACAUGUUCCAGGUGAUCUUCAGUGAGAAGCCCCUGUAUGUUCAGGCAGGGAACUGCGUCGAGGCGAGCGAGUGGAUCGAUGUCCUGACUCAGCUUAUCCGCUGCAACACUGAUAGACUCGGUGUGUUCCAGACGGCUGUCAGCAGUAGGGACAGUACACUGGCGAACAUCCAGCUGGAGAUUGACUGCGACCGAGAGACUGAGAGAAUUUUCUCGCUAUUCAGUGCCAAUUUACUCCGUCUGCAGAAAAUGGAGGAUGCCUGUGCCGGUAUGUCGGUGUACCUGGGCCAGCCGAAGGAGCAGGAGGAAUACUCUGCCUUCACUAUUCAGGACCCGAAGGAGACGUUUCGCACCAUCAAGGAGAUCAAAGAUGUGCUGGAGGACUUGCAGCUCAAACACAAUGCCACUGAACUCACGGACCAGCCAGGGACAAUUGAGAAUCCGAUUGUAGGAAAGAGGUCCUGACAUUCUGAGAGCGGUUCAUCCCUCUACACCAGCAAGUGGCACUGCCUAUUGUCUGACUCUGAGACUCGACUCUAAGGAAUAGAGUGACGGCUGCAGGCUCACAAUGAAGAAAAAAUACUGAUGGAGAGAGUUAGGAACUCUCACACUCUGCGCCUUAAAUCACCUCUGACAAACGUGCGUUAGACUUUUUCUACUGAGAUAAGCACGCACUCUCGAUCAGAAUGCUGUGACGGACGAGACUUCGCCAGUGACACAAGAAUACGAAUAUGGCUGCUAAACAGACGAACUUGACCUCCAGUUUGAAAACAAUCAUUUAAAAUUCUUUCGCGUUUUGUAGACCUUCGAUGUCUGAUGUCGUUGUGCAUCAAAGGGAAUUUCCCCAACUUUUCUAUUCUGUCUUUUAUAUUUGUACAUGGAGCGCGUGGGAGGAUGUGCGCACACACUCAUUUUUUUUGCAAUACACCCACCCACACACACACACACACACACACACACACACACAAAAUGGCACUUUAGACAUUUGGAAUGAUCCAGAUGAGUAUAUUUGAUACACUGUAUCAUCACCUGAUCGAUCAGUUAAAUGAUCGCGUCAUUAUAACGCUUGUCUCUGUAAAGUUUUUAAUCAAUAUGUUUCUCAUGCCAAAGACAAUUUGUCAGUUUGAUAAUGUGUAAAUGUCAUUAUUUUGGAAUACUCACCUUUAAAUGAUAAUCUAUAUUUCUCAUGGCAAACAAAAAAAGGAAAAAAAAUAGUUUUUGUUUUUUUUUAUUUGGGAUGAACACACGUAAUCAGUCCUGCUCUGUGAUUUUGCACAAGUCAUUUUCUUACAUGGAAAAUGGAGAGAUGUGAAGGAAAUGUGGAAUGGAUAGAUAGAUGGAGGAAUUUCAGGAAAACAGAUAGAUUGAUGGAGUAAAUACAUUCCUUUGUAUCAUCUCUUGAUUAACGUGUGUGUCCGAUCAGGCUUUUCUUUUUCAUUCUUUUUUUAUUUUUUAUUUUUUUUGUUUAGCAUCUUAGUGCACAUUCACUCAGAAGCACAAAGGUCUGACCUGUACUAAUCUCUUCCUUUUAUUUUUCUGUUCUGUUGUUUUUUCAAUGGUUGUUAUAAAUUGCAGUUGGAUAAACAGGGAUCUGUUGGUACGCUGAUUAAAUCGAUCAGCUAACAUUUCUUACAGUAGGUACAAUACGGAAAUGCACAUUAGACAUGUGUUUCUGUGCCACGUCUUCAAGCCCCGCCUCCUGCAUCUGGUGUCAAUAUUGUUCCCUUCUGAUCAGUUUUAUUAUUUUACUGCUGUCCCCCUUCACCCCUGCACAUUUAAGCUUCUCUGACAUUCCUCUGAAUAAAUGAAGGAUCUGUAAUGUGCUCAGGUUCAUGUUGUUUUCCAUUGUUUUUUUUACAUUAUUAUGACGGAGUUGCCACAAAAAAAGACCACAGCUCAAUUUGAAAUCUGAAAUUUGUUUUUGCAUUGCACCAAAACCUGUUCAACACAUAAGACUAAGAUUAAUGAGCAUCGGCACAUAGUUUCAAUCCCUUGUGUUUUUUUUCUGAUUAUUAGAUUAAAAUUAAUUAUUUAAUUUGAAAUAUUUUAUAAUAUUUGAUGUCAAACUUUUAAAAUAAUAAACUAAAAACUUUUUAUUAAAUUUCUGCUAAUUGUUUCUCAUGGCCAACCUGCAAACUUUGAAAAACACUGGCAUAAACAUUUGUUUGAAGUUGCGCUAAAGUCUGCAGUGUUUUGUAUGUUCUCCGCAUUUCCAUGCGAGUUUUUUCUGGCUUUUGUUUUCUUUCACCGCUAAAAAACAUUUUAGUACUUGCUAUGCUAUAGUUCCCAAGGUGUGUGAAUAUGUUGGUGUGUUGUAGGUGCCUUGCAGUUGCCUUGUGUUUAAUCCAUGUUGUAUUGUCAUCCCAUGAUGAGUCUCGGUGUGAUAAGAGCAUGAUCCAUCCUAAGCCUCACCAGGGUAAAGCAAGUACUAAAGGUGAACAAGUGAUUUUUGUUGGUAAUUGUACGCAGGGCGACGUGGGAGCUGUGAAUCGAUUGAAAAAGCACACACAUAAACAGGUUUGCUUCUCCUGAGCUUGGGUUAUGAUCUGUGUAGUUUUCCAGCAUCGAGAUUGUUUUCUGUUCUGGCACCUAGGUGGUAAAAUGAACUUCCUCAGGCAA